Messenger RNA from Anthonomus grandis grandis, 2052 nucleotides. Its product is annotated as E3 SUMO-protein ligase ZBED1-like. Lineage: Eukaryota; Metazoa; Arthropoda; Insecta; Coleoptera; Curculionidae. The coding region runs from base 93 to 2036 and encodes 647 amino acids. Gene Ontology annotation, molecular function: protein dimerization activity; DNA binding. The record is from RefSeq and is a predicted model, not a curated record. The transcript has 4 exons.
GUCAUUGGUUUGGAGUUUGGUGUAUUUUAUGUGCUACGAAUAUAAAAGUUAAAUUUUAACAACUCUAACAAACAAUACCUAAACCAAAAAUAAUGGAUAAGUUUUUAAACAGAAAAAAAAAGAAUAAUUUUCCAUCUCCAUGUACCUCAUCAUCCCCCAGAACUUCUCGUUCUCGUUCACGUUCACGCUCUCCUACAACAAAUGACAAAAACGUGAGCUCUUCUAUGUCUGACCAAAAGUUCAAACAAAGGACUCCUGGAAAAGGAAAAGUUUCAUUUGUUUGGAAGUAUUUCAAAAAGUCUGCAGACAAAAAGCUUGCAAAGUGUUUAACAUGUGGAAAUGAAUAUAAGACUAGUGGCAAUACAAGUAACUUAUUGGAUCAUUUAAAACGUUUUCAUCCUAUAUUAAGUAGGAGUUCAGAUAUUGACUUGACAGGUGAGUCUGAUGGCCUGUCAACUGCUGAAAGUUCUUCGAGCAACACGGGAAGCAUAUCAAGUUCUUCUAUUCGAUCCAAUAAUAGGUCCAUAAGCCCUUUUUUCCAAAGAACAGCGCAGUAUGAUAAUGAAUCUCAAAGAAAAAAACAAUUGGAUCAAGCCCUAAUUUAUAUGAUUGUGGCUGAUUUUCAACCGUUUACAAUUGUGAAGGAUAAUGGCUUUAAAAAAUUUGUGGGUUUAUUGGAUCCUAGAUACACUCUACCUAGUACAUAUACUUUGAGUGAAAAAUUACUUAAGCAAGAAUAUGUAAGAGCAUAUGAAAAACUUAAAAAUACACUUGAUACUACGGAAUAUGUAUCAAUCAUCUCAGACUCUUGGACUUCAGUGAACAUGGAGUCUUAUUUAACAGUUACUUGUCAUUAUAUAUGUGACUUUGAAUUAAAAUCAGCCGUUUUAUCAACAAAGCCUCUACCCAAUGGUAUAAAUCAUACUGCUGAAAACUUAUCGGAUACAUUGAACGAUAUUUUUAAAGAGUGGAAUAUUGAUAAAAAAAUUGUGUGUAUUGUUACCGACAAUGCCGCCAACAUGAAAAAGACCUGUGAAUUAUUAAAAAAAUGCCAUUUGCCAUGUUUUGCGCACACUCUCAACUUAGUUGUGCAGGAUUGCUUAGACAUUCCUUGUCUUCGGCCCAUAAUUAAAAAGGUUAAAGAUAUUGUAACGUUUAUAAGAACAAGUCAUGUUGCCAAUGAUACAUUCAAAGCAGAACAGAAGGCUGUAGGCUUGGAACCACUUAAAUUACUUCAAGAAGUUCCUACCAGGUGGAACAGCACAUAUCUGAUGACUGAGAGAGUUUUAAAAACAAAUGACAGUCUCACAAAAGCCUUACUAAAAUUAAGGAAAGCGCCUGCACCUUUGUCUGUAGACGAUAUCACUAUUUUAAGAGAGAUUGAAAAAAUGUUGAGCAGUUUUAAUGAAGUCACUCGAAAAAUAUCAGGGAAUAAAUAUGUCACUAUAUCAUUAAUAGUUCCAUUGAGCACUGGCAUACAGCAUUUUUUAACCAGCUGCGUGUCAGAGUUGACAACUGAAGAAGGCAAAACAUUUUGCAACAAUCUUUUAAUUUCCACAAAGCAACGUUUGUAUCCAUAUGAAUCUCGUACAAUUACAAAAAUUGCCACCAUUUUGGACUCGAGGUUUAAAAAGGAAGCAUUUCAAAGCCCAGAAAAUGCCGCAAAUGCAUCUUUACUUUUAGAGCAAGAAAUGUAUGGUUUUCUCAGUAAAAAUGAAAAUGUUCUAACUGAUAAAAAUGUUGAAAGAAACUCCAAUGAUGUCAAAAAUACAUCAAUAUUUAGUUUUUUGAAAGAAAGGGUCGACAAUAAGGUAAAGUCCAUUCAAACAGAUGUGAUAAUAACAAAGAGGCAGUAUUUGGAAAGAAGUAAUGCCCCAGAAGAUACAGAUCCUUUAACGAUUUGGAAGUUUUCAGGUCAAGAUCUACAUCCAUUGGGUGAGCUAGCAAAACAGUACUUCUGUAUCCCUGCUACAUCAGUGGAAAGUGAAAGGACAUUUAGUACUGCAGGGCAAAUAGUGAUCGCCGUUCCAGAUUGAAUCCGACAAAUGUGAA